CUCUCCUGUUCCCAAAAAAGCAUGCGUGAACGCAGUCAAACCACCCCGCGAAGGCGUCGAACUGGACCCAAACAGGCCUUGCCUCCUGGCAGCUCCUCCGAGGGUGUGGGCGCCCUGGAAUCCCCUUACUACACCAUUGACAACACGGAGGAUAUCUAUGGCACAACCUUGCUGCCUUCGCAGCGUUGCUAUGUGGAUCCUUGGGACCUAGAGAACUAUGAUUAUGUGCGAAAAAAGAUCGAUGAUGUCACCAUGGGUGGUCAAGAGGUGGUAGAGCCCGCCUAUGGCAGUGGCAACAAUUCCAACAACAAUUCCCUAACACCCAGUCCCACUUAUGGCUACGGCAUGGGCAUGUCCGCUACGAUGCCAAGGCCCCACACCCAGACGCGUCGCGUGUCCCGGGCCCAGUGCCAGCUGGAGUGCUGUGUGCCCCAGAGGAGUCACCAGAGUCGGAGUAGGAGGAGGAGCCGUAGUGCCCGCAAGGAGCCUCUGUAUACGGCCAGAAGUGAUGUCUAUGGUGCGCCCAGUCGCUACGAGGACUACAUGGCCACCAUGACCAGGCAGUUGCACCUGGAUGAUAAUGAGGCGGAAGAGGAGCAGGAGGAACUAUAUGGUGAAGAGCAGCGUCAGUUGUACAAUGGCUUUGGGGGCUUCUCUAGUACCAGCUCCAUGGAGCAUCCUUCCUCAAUUGGAGAUGAACGUCCUUUGCCCUCUCGGCGGGCUGCCACUCUCCAGCGCCGCUCUGUGCCCAGUCAAAAUCACAUGGCCAGUGGCUAUGGAACAGCCCCACAUCCGAGGCGCAAGCGUAGCGGAAAGAUGGCCACUACAAAUCCACCACCCCAGAUCGACUUUCCCGCCCCGCCACCGCUCUCGCCCGCUUACGACUACUGCAAUCCGUACGCUACACUGCCGUACUGCAGCAUAACGGAUUGCAGCGAGUGCCAGCAGCAGGCCACGUCGCUUAUAUACGCCGCUCCAUCCACCCUCUAUGGCACCUUGGGUGUGGCGGAUAGGACAUUGGAGCGUCGUGGGGCAUCGCCGCACUCCAGCGGAGGCGACUCCUCGCUCUACUCGGGAAUUUACGCCCGUAAAUUCGGACUGAGCAAGAAGGGUCUGCUGCAGAUUGAUUAUUCCUGCAGCUGGAAUGAUCUGGACCGUGUGAUGCAGCGUCAUUACUGAGCUCUACAAGGGAAAGACAUGGGCCACGGGUGCUUGGGUUAGGGUUACCUUCACGCUACACCGAUCAUCGAUCACUGAUCGCGGACAGAAACAUUAAUGUAAUUAAGUCAUCUUGCAUAUAAAACACACAUAAACACACACAAUACCAAAUAACUGAACAUGUU
Messenger RNA from Drosophila kikkawai, 1343 nucleotides. RefSeq lists its product as uncharacterized. The record is from RefSeq and is a predicted model, not a curated record. NCBI's taxonomy places the organism in Eukaryota, Metazoa, Arthropoda, Insecta, Diptera, Drosophilidae.